Molecule: messenger RNA, 456 nt
Organism: Zasmidium cellare ATCC 36951
Lineage: Eukaryota; Fungi; Ascomycota; Dothideomycetes; Mycosphaerellales; Mycosphaerellaceae
Exons: 1
Coding region: 1-456 (151 amino acids)
Source: RefSeq, a predicted model, not a curated record
AUGGCUCCAAAGCGCACCACCGUGGAAGCCGUCGAUGGCGCAGUCGAAUUCCACCUCCGCGAUCGCUUCGUCAAGACUGGCGUGUCACAGAACAAGAUCCAUGCCUAUAAGGGGUCCGCCGAAAGUGGAGACUUCAAAGUGCGCAUUGCGCGCUGGAACGACGGUGGAAGCAUCUGGGCUUCCAUGCUGGGCUCGAACCACAAGCUCGUCUAUAUCGCCGACCAGCGGCUGAGGGUCGGUCUGCCACCGGUCGUCGAGGACCCUAAGAACCUCUUCGAUGCCGCCCUCGUUGUGCCAGAGUACGACCAGCCGAGACUCUUUGGCACUGGUAGCGUUGAGACCUUCACCAAGAACGUCGAGGUUGCGAUUGCUGAGAUCUUUGGCGCCACGCAAGACAAACUCUUCCCGAGCUACCACGGACUGCGCUUUUCGACAGUUCGGCCUAUAGUAGCUUGA